CACCAACAAUCGACGACACAUCUGAUUAUGCUAUCGAAACGCGUUUUGUGCGGCGCACGUUGUGAGUUUUAAUUUUGUAGUAGAAAAUAAAUACGACCAUGUCAACGGAAAACAGUAGAAAACGUAAAAGACCAAAGAAGAAAGGAAGUCGGUUUAUGCGAAAUGCCAAGGGAUUCGCCAAGAAGGGUAUUUUCGGUCGUGGAACAAAUAUUGACGAUGAGCAGUUUAGUUAUUUCAUAAACAUCUUGGAUGCUAUGAAGUCUGGUCUCGAAGAUGUGGAGGACCGAGUUAACAUGGCUAAUAACGUGUUCGACCAGACAAAGGACCAGGAAAUUCAUUUAGCAUCCAAUCAAGUAGUCUCCAAGGCUCUUGAGUCUCUAAUUGGAUUUGUGGACGCUGCACAACUUGAACGAUUCUUUAUGAAAUUUGGUGACAGUCUGCGUCCCAUGUGCUCCGACCGUUUUGCGUCGCAUGUGCUGCAAAAAAUGCUGGAAAUAGCAUUUCUUCGAGGAUUAGGACAGGCGGCAGCGCAGAAUUCGUUUGAAUCAGACGCUGCCCCCGAAAUCAAAAAAGCGAAACCCGAUUCUGCACAAAUCGAGGAGGAGUAUAAUCUGGAGACCGAGUUCAGUGCUGAACAUCGUGAUCAGUGUCGUCAAUUUGUGCUUCGCAUCUCGAAAUUCAUGCUUAACAAUCUGGAAGACUUUGUAUGGGACUCGUGCGCCACACAUAUUAUGCGAGCGGCCAUACUCCACUUGGUUGGCAUUCAUGUGCCUAAAAUAGCGUUCGAGAAGGGCGGCGCGGAUCUGGUCAAGCAUCGAAAACUUUACACAGUGCCAGAGGAAUGGCAUGAGGUCAUGAAAGAGUUCCCGCAGCGUCUGGAAAUGUGGCCACAGUUUGUGGACUUUCCGUACGAGGCUCACACCUCUGCCCUACUGGGAGUUAUAUGCCAAUCGCUAAGGGUCGUGGAUAAGAGCAUGUUAAAGCAUUUCGGCAAAAAAAUAUUAAUGGAGAGUUUUCUCAAGCCAAACGAUGAAACCAUUACUGAGGAUAAAGAUGUGCUAAAGUACGUUAAAAUUGAAAUAGAUGAUGAUGACAAUGAUAAUGAAAAGGCAUUACGAUUAGAAAGUAAAGCUGACAAUGCUGAAACUCAGCCUGAAGCGAAUGUGGUCUUACCAAAAGUCUUCCAUUACCAGUGCGCAUCGAUGCUGCUUGAGACACUUGUGUCUGUGGCAGGUGCGAAGCUGCUGACUCAGCUUUUUGCUAUGCUCUUCAGCGGUCGUAUAGCUCAUCUGGCACAGCAACAUCAAACCAAUUUUGCUGUGCAACGUCUGCUACAGCAUUUGAAGGAGGUGUCCGACUUUGAGUCCGCUUUUAAUGAGCUCCUGCCGCAUAUAGAACAGCUGCUUAAGAUGGGCAUGACUGGCGUAAUAUAUGCCUUAAGCGGCGCCUGUCUGCGGCUGGGUGCCAAGCAGGCACAAAUGAUUACCGCACUUCAGACCAAUUUGCAUGUGGCAGGCGACAAAGAGAAGUCAAAGAUGUUCUUCCACUGCCUCGUUAAGCUGAAGCCCUACGAAAUUGCUGUCAGCGAUCAGUCGGGCUUUGUGCAUUUGCAUGGUUCAGUGAUAGUACAGCAUCUGCUGCAGUUCAACAAGCCCAUCCUCCUAGUCAACUGCAUUCUGGAGUCGCCUGCUGUGCAGCUGGUUCAAGUGCUCAACACGCCAAAUGGCUCACACAUUGUCGAUGCGUUCAUGCAGAGCAAAUAUAUUGGCGAGAAAUCACGAGAGCGUCUUAUACGGCAGUUGGAAGGCUUCUAUGUGGAUUUGGCCACCACUCGGCAUGGAUCACGCGUUUUGGAUCAGUGUUUCAAGGCAGCACAAGAAUCCCAAAAGCUACGUAUUGCUAAGGAACUGACCUCUAGGGCCAACAUGACUAAAGGCUCACAAUAUGGUCUAAUAAUGUACAACAAAUACCGUUUAGAUACCUUCAAAUUAUCGCCCACUCAGUGGCUGGUCAGCAUGGGUAAACAGGCCGAGGAGGAGAAAAAACCAGAAAAGCCACAGAAACGAACAGCAACCGAACUGUUCAAGGAUAUACUUAGCUAGAAUGUUAGAUUCCGAUUUUUAAACUCUUUAGUAUAUACGAAAUUAAUAAAUCUUAAUUCACUAUGAAGC
Molecule: messenger RNA, 2171 nt
Organism: Drosophila hydei
Lineage: Eukaryota; Metazoa; Arthropoda; Insecta; Diptera; Drosophilidae
Product: nucleolar protein 9
Exons: 2
Coding region: 99-2102 (667 amino acids)
Biological process (GO): endonucleolytic cleavage in ITS1 to separate SSU-rRNA from 5.8S rRNA and LSU-rRNA from tricistronic rRNA transcript (SSU-rRNA, 5.8S rRNA, LSU-rRNA); endonucleolytic cleavage in 5'-ETS of tricistronic rRNA transcript (SSU-rRNA, 5.8S rRNA, LSU-rRNA); endonucleolytic cleavage to generate mature 5'-end of SSU-rRNA from (SSU-rRNA, 5.8S rRNA, LSU-rRNA)
Cellular component (GO): nucleolus; 90S preribosome; preribosome, small subunit precursor
Molecular function (GO): RNA binding
Source: RefSeq, a predicted model, not a curated record